Messenger RNA from Acanthopagrus latus (yellowfin seabream), 1635 nucleotides. RefSeq names its product PAXIP1 associated glutamate-rich protein 1 (gene pagr1). The coding region runs from base 416 to 1249 and encodes 277 amino acids. NCBI's taxonomy places the organism in Eukaryota, Metazoa, Chordata, Actinopteri, Spariformes, Sparidae. The transcript has 5 exons. The record is from RefSeq and is a predicted model, not a curated record.
GUUAGGAGUAAAGCAAAAAGUGUUUAUUAAAAUCUCGCCCAAUUUUCAUUCAGGCCUGUUCGCGAUUGCGCACUGCACAGGACGUCGUGCCAGCAGUAGAUCUGCACAUCACAUACCAGGAUGACUGCUGCGUCUCAUUGUGCAGUCGGUGCUCCGUCCAUGUGAUAUUCGAUCAGCGGGGGCGAGCAGGUCCGACAACACCGAGCAGCUCGUCACGCAGUUCUUCUGGUCCAAAAUGGCGCUAUGUUUACGUCUCCGCAUAAUCGUUUAUUAUCCCUAGCAUGUCUAAUGGAGCGCUUCGGUUUUAUUCACGACGUUUAGCUACAACACCAGAGAUUGACGAUAAACCGUGCACACGGUGAUGACUGUCUAAGCAGAUCUGUGGCUAUAAAGUGAUCCAGCAGCAGCGGGAAGGAUGCAGGCUGAGGCCACAGACUCUUCGCUCAGAGAGGGCAUAGAGGCUCUGGGUGUGAAGGACACCGAGAGACCUACAGCAGACCAGGAGGAGGCGGGCGACACGGAGCAACAGGACACCGAGAUGACUGCUGCCACGGAGGAGGAAGAGGAUACUGCGAGCAAGGACGAAAAGGAUGGAGACACAGAUGCAGCAAAUGGAGAGGCAAACAAGGAUGAACCUCAGGCAGACACAGGCGUGGACGGAGAAGAGGGAAAGCAGGAAGCGGUGGAGGACGGCGAAUGGGAGAUCCCAUACAGCGAUGAGGAAAUGGAGGACCCCAAAAACUGGAUGCCCCCUCCCGCUGAGAUCAAAAGACUCUAUGAGAUCCUCGCGAAAGGCGAGAUGCUGGAAUUGGACUUUGUGCCCCUUCCUAGGAGGUCGCUUACGCCUGAACGUAAGCCCUCACCCGAAAGAGACGACGAGGACGAUGCAGCAAAGGAAAGGGAGAGGGAGGAGAGAGAGCGCAAGCCACCUUCUCCAACUGAGUUUGACUUUGAUGAAGAGCAAAUGCAAGCCACUCCCAAAAGCUCCUUCAUCAACAGACGCAGAACACCAGGAUCUUCAGCCCGCGCUUCUGUGAAAAGGGAAGCUCGGCUAGACAAAGUACUGUCAGACAUGAAGCGCCACCGCAAAAUCGAGGAGCACAUCAUGCGCACUGGCCGAGAUCUCUUCAAGACGGAGAAGAAGCUGGAGGAGGCUCUGUCUCCUAACAGUCAGAAGGAGCGGGAGAAAGAAAGGGAACGUGACAGCAACCCCAACACCAUCUUCUCCCCGAGACAGAGGAGAUACUGAAGUAUUAAGAGACGAGGACUGGCCCUGAGGCAAAUUAGGCCAAAAUCUUUCUGAGGCUUUCUCAAAACUUGAAUUUUUUUUAAUGUAACAAGUUUUGUAUGUUUUCUAUGUGUGUUUUGUAUAUUGGCAAUAAAUAUUUUAACCCUGGAGAAUGUUAACUGUUCUGCAGUCAGUGUGCAGUAAGCGUGGGUCACAAAAAUCCCCCGUAAUUGUAUAUGAUCAUCAGUGAAACUUAAGUUUGUGGAGGACUGGGGGAUAUAAUAAUAAGAUCGAAAUGUAUUUAUGCUAAUGCACUGAAUCAAAUACAUUAUAUGACAUCACAUUAAGUCAAAAUUGUAUGGAUUAAAAAAAACAUACAAUAAAAUUUGUAUAGUUGUGUUUACAGA